ACUUUUCACCGCCGUCGUUCAGUAGGAAAUCAGCAGUCGCUUUUUGGUCAUGUGCGACAGUAUAUCUAUGUAAUAUAACAGUAAUAUGUAUAUUGUUAUAAAUUAUAAUUGACACCUAUAUAAUAAUAUAUUUUAUAUCGGUAACGUAAACGCGAAAACCCGUUGUAGUUGUUGUGGUGUAACGAAACAGUGAACCCAAUAUUUACCAACCACCAUGUACGCUUUGCAAACAGUCGGCAGCACAACCAGCUCCGUCAAAGAUGACACGGAGGUGAUGGAUUUUGAAGAUGUUGGCGGUAACUCGAUAGUCGGGCAGAUCAUCAGCAACAGUAACGCCGUCAAACGUUCAGGGAACCUGACGUCAAAUGGCUAUCAAUCUUCUCAAACUCACCCAGCGAUACAUAAUUAUGAGCGAAACAACGUCGACAAAAAUCACACUGGCUUGUGUUUUUGGGCCAUAUUUCAAGCGGUUGGACUUACGUGCGUCGGCACGAUUAUUUGUCGAUCUGUUGUGUAUCAAAAUGGAUUUUUCGAAAUAUCUUCCAGCAGGAAUUCUACGUCCAUUACUAAAAACCAAUUUUGUAAUUGGCAUUACUCACUUAGCACAAUUGGAUUUAUAUACCUCUAUGCCAACUCGAUUUUCAUGAUAAAAUCCCACAAAUCGAAAGUGUCRCUGCCGUACCUGAUGUUGCACACGUUCGCGUACCUCGUGUCGGCCUUGGGGCUGUGCGCCAUGUUCGUGCACAAGGAAACUGGCAAGCCCGAGGGAAGCCCGUUCUAUGAGUACCAUUUAUACUCUGUACACUCUUGGACCGGUGUGUUAGCGGCCACCCUGUUCACGGUCCAAUGGCUGUCCGCCGCCGCCACGUUCAUUAUGCCCUGUCUGCGCAGCAUAGGGUUACCGCUAGGCAAGAUGUUCAGCCUGUAUACUACCAUAUUGUCAACCAUCUGUCUCAUAUCUGGAGUCAACCAACACGCCCUGAAGACGUUGGCAAAAGAUAACAGAACAUAUUAUUCAAUUGAUUCAUUAAUUUUGAACGGGUUUGGAAUGCUUGUUAUAGUUUUCUUAUUUUUAAUUACUUACAUAGUCAUAAAACCGAAUAGAAAUUAAAUUUUUUAAUUCAUUUUGAACAUGA
Molecule: messenger RNA, 1136 nt
Organism: Diuraphis noxia (Russian wheat aphid)
Lineage: Eukaryota; Metazoa; Arthropoda; Insecta; Hemiptera; Aphididae
Product: lysosomal membrane ascorbate-dependent ferrireductase CYB561A3-like
Molecular function (GO): oxidoreductase activity
Source: RefSeq, a predicted model, not a curated record